CUAGCGAUACCGCUUAUUUGAUCGCUGGUCGUCGCCCGCGGCCACUGUGUGAACAAUCCACUCACAUCGACCGGCACGCGUUGUUUUGUUUACGUGCGAGCGCAUGUUCUUAUUUGUGCGGCAUUUUAAUUAAUUACGUCCUCACUGUAACCGACCUUUUAGUUCAAACUACAAUCGUGUACGAUGUCAGUUUUUUUGUAUUUAAUUAUAAUUAUAGUGUGUUUAUUGCUUCUCUUGACGCUUUUUCAUUACACCUCCAACGGAAGAAAGUAUUGGCUAUUGAGGAACGUUCCUUACAGAGAACCAUGCCCAAUAUUUGGAAAUUUUGGCGCAACGCUUACGAUGAGAAGGAGUUACACGAGUAUGUUGGAAUAUUUUUAUGAAACCUAUAAGAAUGAGAAAUUUGUUGGCAUAUUCCAAGCUCGACGACCGACUCUGUGUUUACUAGACAUGGAUAUUGUGAAAAGUGUUUUAUCCACAGAUUUUCAUAGCUUUAGUGAUCGAAUAUCAGUUUCUACAGAUACGAAAAGAGAGCCUCUGCUUCGAAAUUUGGCAAACAUGAGCGGUGCAGAAUGGAAAGCGAUGCGGCACAUAGUUACACCGACGUUUUCCUCAGCAAAAAUGAAAGCCAUGUUCCCUUUAAUUGUAGAAUGUGCUCUUGGAUUUAAAUCUGCGCUAGAAUUAGAAUCGUUGGAUGAAGUCAAUGUUCCUCAAUUCAUGACUCGAUUUACUACAGAUGUUAUCGGCAGUUGUGCUUUCGGAGUGGACCCAGGAUCUAUGAAAAACCCUGAUUCACCAUUUUUAAUUAUGUCACAAAAAAUGUUUAAAACAGAUCGAUCGACUAUCUUAAAACGAUAUUGCCGGACAUUUUUUCCUCGGUUAUUCAAAUUUCUGAACCUUAGAACUUAUUCAAUGGAAGUCGAAGUCUUCUUUACAAAUAUAAUAAGCCAAGUGUUGACAACGCGACGCACUACGGGAGUACAAAGAAACGAUUUUUUGCAGCUCAUGUUGAACGUACAAAAAACUGAGAAAGAAUUCUCCAUGACGGAUGAGUUGAUAACGUCGAACUCCUUUAUUUUCAUGUUGGCUGGGUUAGAAACAUCUGCGACUACGUUGUCUUUUUGUUUGUACGAACUUGCUAAAGAUUUUGAUCUGCAAAAUAAAUUAAGGUCAGAAAUAAAGGAAUGCUUGGAACGCCAUAACGGGUUUAACUAUGAAGCUGUUUGCGCAAUGCACCUCGUCUCGCAAACUGUUUUGGAGACACUAAGAUUGCAUCCUCCGACACCGCUAACCACAAGACUAUGUACUUCGCCAUGCACUCUCACUGGAACUGACCUACAACUUAAGAAAAGAGAUGCUGUCCUGAUACCGAUAUACUGCUUACAAAGGGAUCCAAGAUACUUCUCUGAUCCAAAUAAGUUCAAUCCAGAACGUUUCAGUGAUGAUGCUAAUCCACAAGCGUUCUUAGCAUUUGGCGACGGACCUAGAAGUUGCCCAGGCGCUCGAUUCGGCCAGUUGACUGUCAUGGCUGGUCUGACGGGGAUUCUUAGCAAUUUUAUAGUGGAACCUUGCUCUAAGACAACAUCGACUAUUCAGUAUGACCCUCGCAGUGUCAUGUUGAAAAAUAAAGGAGGAAUAUGGCUACGGUUUAAACCACUAUAAUAUGAGUUGCCAGUAAUGAAUUGAACACGUUUGUCAUAAAAGUGAAGUCCCAUGUCCCCUAGUGGGCUAAGGGGCAGAUGCAUUAUACAUCUGUUUCACUGAUCGAUUUUCUUUAGGGACAAGUAGGUGAUCAGCCUUCUGUGUCCUGCCAGACCGAGACAUUUUUUUUUCUUCGUCUCCACCGGGAAUCGAACCGAGGAACCCUCGGUGUUACGCUCACGCGUCAACCACUGUACCAGGGAGGCGGUCACACGUUUGUCAUACCAUACUGUUUUUCUCACCAAACAGUAUUGUUACCUUAAGCCAGUAUUUCCUAUUAAAAUAUUUAUAAUGUAUUUAAAUAUUAUACGAAAAAAUAAACAAAUGUAAAUAAAUAAUGUAAGCAUCUUAUCUCAUAUGUUGAUAUGUGCGACUUACAAUUAUUCAGGUUUUAAACAACUUGAUAAUUGCAUUUUAUUGUACUUAUUUUCAAAUAAGGAUUGAUAUUGUAAUAUAAAAAAAUUUAAAAACAUCACAGCCAACAAAUCCUACUUGUAUAUAAAAAAAAUAUAUUUUUAAUAUACGUUUCCUAUGACUGAUAUUAUUUUAGUGUUAAGAAUUGUGUAAAUUAUUUUAAAACUUAUUAAUUAGUUUAUAGCCUUUAAUCACUACGAUUAAGCAUUUAUUUAAUCCCUAAUUUAUUCUUCAGAUAAAAUAGAUGUUUAUAUUGGAAUAAACAAAAUAUCUUCUA
Messenger RNA from Colias croceus (clouded yellow), 2392 nucleotides. RefSeq names its product cytochrome P450 6a2-like. Gene Ontology annotation, molecular function: oxidoreductase activity, acting on paired donors, with incorporation or reduction of molecular oxygen; heme binding; iron ion binding. The record is from RefSeq and is a predicted model, not a curated record. NCBI's taxonomy places the organism in Eukaryota, Metazoa, Arthropoda, Insecta, Lepidoptera, Pieridae. Bases 184 to 1662 code for a protein of 492 amino acids. The transcript has 2 exons.